GGGAGGGUAAGUUGUGGAAAGCAGAAGAUAAUCAGCUAUGUUCAUGUGAAGAGUCUUUAGACUGUCAGACCUGUUACUUUACUAAAUAACACAAAUACACAAUAAACAUUAAAUACUGCAACUACAAUCUAAAUUAGCAGUUUAAUGUAUUAAUGAUCAAACCGGGAGUUUGGUUUAAUAUGUAAUCAGAUUUCCUCUCUGGAAAGCACUUCUGAUGUUAUUUUUGUGAAUAUUGUCUGUAUAUAUCAUUAAAUAAUAAUUCUGCAGGACGGUGAAACAGCCUCGGGUUUGGCCGUUAAUCCAUACAGUACACUGAAAAAUAACAGCAAUAUCACAUAAGGGGUUACAGAGAGAAAAGACAACAGAACAUGAAAAGAAAGAAAAUAGAUGAAAAGAAAAAAGGAGAGGAAAGAAAUGAAAACAAAAAAUAAGAGAGAGAAAUAAGAAAAAGUAAAAAUAAAACAAAAAUAAAAAAAGACUGAAAAGAAAAGAUAAAAGAUAAAGAAAAGAAAUCAAAUCAAAACAGAAAAAGAACAGAAAAGCAAAGAAAUGAACAGAAAUAUAAGAAAAAAAUAAGAGUAAGAUCAUAAAAGAAAAAUGAAGAAAAAGAGAAAAAUCAAAGCUAAAUAAUAAGGGGGAAAAAAACUAAUCCAAAAAAGAAGAGAAAGAAAAAGAAAAAAGAAAAUGAAGGAAAAAAAAUACAAGAAAAAACUAAAACAAAUCUAAACAAAAAAGAAGAGAAAGAAAAAAGAAAACAAAAAUAACAAAUAUGUUUUUUUAAAUAAAAUAAAAGUAAAAUAAAAGAUAAAACAAAAAUAUAAGAAUUGAAGAGAAAAUAAAGAAAAUAAAAAGAAGAGAAAAGAAGAGAAGAGAAGAAGAGAGAAGAGAAGAGAAAAGAAGAGAAGAAGAGAGAAAAGAAGAGAACAAGAGAAGAGAAGAGAAGAGAAAAGAAGAGAAGAAGAGAAGAGAAGAGAAAAGAAGAGAAAAGAAGAAGAGAGAAAAGAAGAGAAGAAGAGAAGAGAAGAGAAAAGAAGAGAAGAGAAGAAGAGAAGAAAGGAGAAAAGAAGAGAAGAGAAGAAGAGAGAAAGAGUGGUCAGUGUAAUUCUAUUCAUCUGUCAGGAUGUUGAAAUUAUUCCCUUCAUUUUCUCCUUUAUCUCUGUACAUUAAUCCAUCAAUACAAAUCAUUCAACAACACUCAGAGUUUCUCACUUUCUCUCUCUAAACACUCUCUAAACUCUCACACACAUACACACACCCUGCCCACACACACACACACACAGACACACACACACACACUGAAACCCCUCCUCCUGCUUCAUUAUCUGGACCGAGCGCUCCUUUAUAAAUGGAGGCUUUUUGGAGGACUUUAUUCACACACUCACACACUCACACACCGACCCCUAUUCAAGACCACCACUCACACACACAGACACACACACACACACACUCACACGCAGACACAAAGCAUCUGAAAGCCAUGACUGAGCUGAAGAGUAAGUUGUUUUGGAGAGCCGUGCUGGCUGAGCUGGUUGGGAUGACACUCUUUAUUUUCCUCAGCAUCACCGCCGCCAUCGGAAACGAGCACAACAUGCACCCGGACCAGGAGGUGAAGGUGUCGCUGACGUUCGGGCUGGCCAUAGCCACGCUGGCACAGAGUCUGGGCCACAUCAGCGGCGCACACCUGAACCCGGCCGUCACCAUCGGCAUGCUGGUCAGCUGUCAGAUCAGCAUCCUCCGUGCCGCCUUCUACAUCCUGGCCCAGAUGCUGGGGGCCACGAUGGCGAGCGGCAUGGUGUACGGCAUCCGGCCCGGAAACGAAACCGCGCUCGGGGUCAACGCGCUGAACAGAAUCACUACGGUGCAGGGGGUCGGUGUGGAGAUGUUCGCCACCUUCCAGCUCGUGCUGUGUGUGUUAGCCGUUACGGAUAAACGUCGGCGUGACGUUGGGGGAUCGGUUCCUCUGGCCAUCGGGUUCUCCGUGGCUCUGGGUCACCUCACCGCCAUCAGCUUCACAGGAUGCGGCAUUAACCCGGCUCGAUCCUUCGGCCCUGCGCUCAUCUCGGAAAACUUCGCCGAUCACUGGGUUUACUGGGUGGGCCCGAUGUGUGGGGGCGUGGCUGCGGCACUCAUCUAUGACUUCCUGCUUUACCCAAAGAUGGACGAUUUUCCCGAACGCAUGAGAGUUCUGGUGUCUGGACCGUCGACUGACUACGACGUCAACGGACGAGACGACACACCGGCCGUCGAGAUGUCCUCGAAGUGAUGAUGGAAAUGCUGUUCUCGCUUUGAAAUGUUCCGCUGUAGAGUUGGUUCUUUUUUUAUUGUUCCGACCACCGGGCUUGCGGUGGAAACUCCAGAAGUAGAUGAUGAGCGUCUUCAAAUUCAGGGCGUCCUUAUCGACGUUCCCUUUCUCCCCAGGUCCAAACCCUGAUACUGAUUUUGAGUUUUAUUAAAUGACGAUUCGAUUCGAGCCAAAAUCACCUUUUAUACUUUCCCAUAACGCAUUCCUGCGAUCUGAUGCAAUUUUCUUUCUUGAAAACAGGAAUACUGAAAGCGAGCAGAUUAGUUAGCAAGUCAAAUGAACUAGCAUGCAAAGUUCAAAGUAAUAAAGAUCUUCACGCAAAUUGUUGUGGUCAUUAAGGCUGUAUUUAAAAUCGCAUUACAAAAUCAAGUUCAGUGUUUAUUUUUGACUAAAAUAAAUGAUUUUAUUUGUCAUGAAUGAUCCAGUUCCUGAGUGUAUCAUACACUAAAAGCCUUAAAUUACCUGUAAAUAGCUCUUCUUUUCUGUUAUUGAUUUACUUUUCCUAUAAAAAAAAAAAAUACUGUUUGUUGCAGCAACAUUUUUAGUUUUCUUUCUUUUUCAGUUCCUGCUUUUUGUAUGUACCUAAAAUUUAUUUUAAAGAAUUUUUUUAAAGAAAUUUUAGUUGUAAUAGUCUAUAAUUUUUGUAAACAGUAUUUUUUUUUCUAUGUAAAUGACUGUAUUGUUUUACAUUUUGUACUUGAGUAACAUUUGAGCACUACGAUUUUCCUUUCCUUCACUUUUUGUAAGUAAGUAAAUAAA
Ictalurus furcatus (blue catfish) is the source of this 3061-nucleotide messenger RNA. RefSeq names its product aquaporin-1-like. Gene Ontology annotation, molecular function: ammonium channel activity; carbon dioxide transmembrane transporter activity; glycerol transmembrane transporter activity. NCBI's taxonomy places the organism in Eukaryota, Metazoa, Chordata, Actinopteri, Siluriformes, Ictaluridae. Gene Ontology annotation, biological process: hyperosmotic response; renal water transport; carbon dioxide transmembrane transport. The coding region runs from base 1346 to 2263 and encodes 305 amino acids. The transcript is spliced from 4 exons. Gene Ontology annotation, cellular component: membrane. The record is from RefSeq and is a predicted model, not a curated record.